Messenger RNA from Lathyrus oleraceus (garden pea), 657 nucleotides. RefSeq lists its product as uncharacterized. Lineage: Eukaryota; Viridiplantae; Streptophyta; Magnoliopsida; Fabales; Fabaceae. The coding region runs from base 1 to 657 and encodes 218 amino acids. The record is from RefSeq and is a predicted model, not a curated record. The transcript is spliced from 2 exons.
AUGGAUGGAGGAAGCACCGUCAAGGAGAUGACUAUAAACUUCGGAAAAUUGGACAAGUUUCAAGGACAAGACUUCAGGCGUUGGCAGAAGAAGAUGCAUUUCAUGUUGACAACGUUGAAGGUGGUGCACGUCCUGUCUACACCGAUUCCAGAACUUCUGGAGGAAGACACGGUUGAAAAUUUGAGACGCAGAUCAAAAUGGGAGAACGACGACUACAUAUGCAGAGGGCACAUUCUUAACGGUAUGUCUGAUCCCUUAUUUGAUAUUUACCAAAACAUAGAAUCUGCAAAGGAAUUGUGGGAUUGUCUCGAAUCCAAGUACAUGGCAGAGGACUCAUCCAGUAAAAAGUUCCUGGUAACCGAUUUCAACAAUUACAAAAUGGUUGAAUCAAGGUCUGUCAUGGAACAAUUCAAUGAACUCCUCCGAAUCCUUGGACAGUUCACACAACACGGAUUGAAGAUGGAUGAAACAAUAUCUGUCUCAAGCAUCAUAGACAAGUUGCCUCCUUCGUGGAAGGAUUUCAAACACAAUUUGAAGCAUGGAAAAGACGAACUGUCUUUGAUCCAACUUGGAAGUCACUUGCGCAUAGAAGAAUCUCUAAGAGCGCAGGAGGAUGACAAAGGAAAAGGUGCAAGAUUAAAAGAAUCACCUAUAUGA